Molecule: messenger RNA, 1223 nt
Organism: Neolamprologus brichardi
Lineage: Eukaryota; Metazoa; Chordata; Actinopteri; Cichliformes; Cichlidae
Source: RefSeq, a predicted model, not a curated record
CCUGGUGGUUGAAUCCCUCAACAAAUAUUUUCAAACGCUUUUAUUGAUAGAUAUUCCUGUUCAUGUGAAUCAUGCCUCGUAAAAAGGAGCUCUCAGAAGAUUUACGAGCCAAAAUUGUUGAUUUGCACAAAACUGGAAAAGGGUAUAAAACAAUAGCACGCACUUUGGGUAUUCAUCUCUCCACAGUCAGAGAGAUUGUGCAUAAAUGGAGACGAUUCAAUACUGUGGCUACUCUGCCGAGAAGUGGACGCCCUACAAAGACGUCUGCAAAGACAAAGAUCAUCAACGAGGCUGGUCAUGGCUCUACUGAGCCAAAAGGUAACAGAAGAGGAGAUUCAAACCAUAAAAAGGCUCAUCAUGGGUCUGCUGGGCCAGCAGAUGAUAGAACAGAUUCAGACCAUCAAACGGCCACUCAUGUGUCUGCUGGGCCUACAGAUGACAGAAGAGGAGAUUCAGAGCAUGUAAUGCAUAUUGCGAGAGAUAACACAGUCUACAAUGAUGGGGACACAGAUUCUUACUCAUCUGAUUCUGACGAAGAUGAAGAUCCUACGGCCAGUCAUCUGUCAGCUGGGAAAGCAGAAACCAAAGAGGUAGAUCCAGACCAUGAAAUGCACCAAGAACCGACGAGCUGUGCUUCAUCUGAUGAUGAAACUACAGAAGAAGAUCCAACAGAGCAGUAUUUCUGUGAAGAGAAGAAGAUAUAUGCUGGUUCCUCAGUCACAAUGGGAGCCCUCCUCCUGCUCCUCCUGGCGUUCAUUGUGAAGCACGGCUUGUCAAAACUUGGGAAACAUUUCACGAGGGAUGAUUCCUUUUCUGAUGUCCACACUGGAAACGAAUACAAGAAUGAAAGACAAGACGGCAGUAUUACACUCACCUUCAACUGCGAUGGCUCGCCCGUGUUCAGCUCCUCAAAAUACUCCAUCUGGCCCAUCCUGUGUACCAUCAAUGAACUACCGUUCACCUGGCACCUCAGUGAAGCCUGGGCCAGGGGGUCAGAGGUCGCCCACCGAACCUGCACUUCUCCCUCUUACCCCUACACCCCAUCUCACCCCUUUCCUCCCCUUAUACACCGGCCCCCUUUAGCUGCUGUCACCCUACACUGUCUUCUGUUCCAACAACUGGGACUGCCACCUUAUAGCCUCACUCACAAAUUCACAGAGCUGCCACGUCCAUCCUCCCCCAGCACUUGUUUCUCGCCUGUGAGCAUCAUCCAGUCAGCUUGA